GAUAGAAAGGAAUUCUGAUACUUGGCAGCUUGCCUUGCGAAAGGCACAGACUUCUUGGCUUGAGAGCUACAGACCAGACUGGUUUUUCCUUCAUCCACUUAUCGCGGGCUGGUCGGCUGAGGCCCUCCCUCAGGGUGCCUGGGUGGAGGUGACUUGUCACUGCCACCCGCUCACGUAGGACAAGGCACUUGCUGCUGUCCGGGAGAGAGACACAAAAAACAGCCAGCUCAGAUUUGGCAGCUGCAGGCGCAGGAUGUCGCUGGUGAAUGGAGUCGAGAGACGAUCCUUGGUCAAUGAAAUCCUCAGGCACCUGCCCCUUGCGGAUAAGACAGCUGUUUGGGGCACUCUGGGGACGAUCAGACCCCACCUGAACUUUGAGGUGGAAAAGGAUGUCCAAACUCUCCUUGACGCCGUCAGUGGGAAAGGUGUUGAAUAUGUAACCGUCAUUGACCUACUGACCAACAGGAGCAAUGAACAGAGGCAGCAAAUUGCUGAAGAGUUCCUGAAUUUCACGAAACAGGACCUCCUGAAAACUCUGGAAGCAGCUUUUUCCGGGCACCUGGAGGGCGUGAUCAAGGGUCUGCUGAAGCCGGCAGCUCAGUUUGAUGCUCAUGAAAUCAACCUGGCCCUGAAGGGCCUGGAGGCAGAUACGCUUCUCGAAAUCCUCUCCACCCGAACCAGCCAGCAACUUCGGGAGAUCCUGGGUUGCUACAAGCAUGAUUUCAGUUUGGACCUCGAGAAGGACAUCGCUUCGAAAACCAGCGACUUCCUUCAGGGUCUCCUGGAUGCCUUGAUCAAGGGCAACCGUGAAAGGUACUCUGGGGUCAUUGACUAUGUCUUGAUACGGCAAGAUACUCAGGCCCUCGCGGGUCCCGGAGGUGGCGACCCGGGCAGGUUGGAUGAGAGCGAGUGGAUCAGGAUCCUAACCGAACGGAGCCCCCAACAUCUAAACAGAGUGUUCGUCUGGUACCACAAGAAGACUGGGCUCCAGGUGGAGGAAGCCAUGAAGAAGUACUUAGAGGGGAAGGCCCUCGAGGCUGGCUUGACCCUGGUCUCUAUCCUCAGAAACACCCCUCUCUAUUUUGCCAUAAAGCUCUACCAAGCGGUUAAGGGUCCAGAAACCAGCCCGAGAACUCUGGCCCGCAUCCUGAUUUCCCGUAGCGAAACCGACCUGCUCAGCAUCCGAUCCGAGUUCAGGAAGCAUUAUGGGAUUUCUCUCUACUCCUUCCUCCAGGCUGAAAUGAAUGGCAACUACCAGACCGCCUUGCUUGGUCUGUGCAGAGCAGAAGAUCUGUAAGUUAUGCCCUCUGCUGACGAGCCUCUGUGUGCAAAAGCAGUCUACCUCUGAAUACCAGGCAAAUGCUUACAUCAGCCAACCACCUCUUCCUCCUGAAGGCCCUGGAGUCCGGCCAAAAGUCACCCUCAGAGGAUCUCGAUUCUCCAUUUGCGCUAAUUUCUUCUUGUUUCUCGGUUGGUUCUGGAAAUAUUCGGGGGGGGGGGAGGCUGGGAAUGAUUUAAGGAGAAAGAGCGAGAUGCCGUAUGUAUUUCUUGCUGAGCCAAUGCAAACUGUUUAAUUUGGUUGCGAACAUCCAGCCAUUUCUGUGCUGGGGGGCAAAAUGGAAUUAAUUGCUCACGAGUCGUGAUGGUGAGUUGCUACCGCCAACAUCAGAGACCGUUUCUCCACUGGACGCUGCUGGCUGCCUUUUCCUCUGGGCGAUACGAACCAAUCAGGGAUCCUGUGCUGAAUUUACAUUCACAGAAGCUGGAAUCUGGAACACCUGUGGCCCUUCAGAUGUGGCUGGACUCUUAUCACCUGUAGUCAGUGUUGGUGGAAGUUGUAGUCCCUCAAUAUUUGGGGAGGGGGCACAGGUCCCCCCCCACAUCCAUCCCAGCAGCGAAGGAUAACCUAUCAGCCUUUCUCAGGAACUACAACAUCCCCAUAUCUGGAACCGUGUAGUUUAACAUAUACCGUAUUUUUUGCUCCAUAAGACGCACCAGACCAUAAGACGCACCUAGUUUUUGGAGGAGGAAAAACAAGCAAAAAAAUAUUCUGAAUCUCAGAAGGCAGCAAGAGGGAUUGCUGCGCAGCGAAAGCAGCGAUCCCUCUUGCUGUUCUGGCUUCUGGGAUAGCUGCGCAGCCGCAUUCACUCCAUAAGACGCACACACAUUUCCCCUUACUUUUUAGGAGGGAAAAAGUGAGUCUUAUGGAGCAAAAAAUACGGUAUAUUGCAGGUCUUUCUGUCUUGGUAAGCUCAGCUUUUCUCCACCACCUGACCUAUUUAGCACCACCCUUUCUUUAAAAAUGAAGUACGUGAUAAUAAAGUACCUCUGAGCAUAUAACGGAGUGUUUUUCCCCCUCUUGAGGCAGAUGUAAAUGGCUCUGGCACCUCCCUGUUUUACAAACUGAGUUGGGCUGCGCUCAGUCGAUUCCUUUUAUCGUUCAAAAACAGGCUGGGAAAUUGCCUCGGUUAAGUCAGGCAGCAGAUUGGGUGUUAAGAAGGGGGAAAUUUGCAAAAAAACUGUGAGGGGCAGGAACUUCGAAGAGGCGUUCUUUCUUUUCCACCAGCCAUGAUGGGACAAUACAGCAGUCUUAGAAGAGGCAGACCGCUUGCUUAAUGCACUAAAAGGGAGCAUGUUUUCAUGUCUACCCUGAGAGGCAGACUAGGCUGAGAGGCAGUUUCAUGGACGAGCAGGGAUUCGAACCCGGACCUCCUAGACCAAUUCUCUAACCACUGUACCAUCCUGGCUCUCUACCCCACACUGGAGUUCCCGCUCCUCCAUCCCUCAAAAUUUUAGGGGCACAUCACGGCUGCCCCAAAUAUUUUUGGUGUUUCUAGUUUAGGGAAUUCAAUUCCCACCCGGUGUUUUUACCAUCCACCAUUUUAAUUUUUAAAACGACUCCAAGUCCUUCUCCAAUUAUACUCUUGGAUUCCUGACGAGAGACCUGAAGACCCCAGAUUGUCCCCAUUCCUGCCCCCCCCCGAGGCAAAGGUGCAGAUAAAAACAACAUCAGCACUGGGCUGUGUAAGAAUGUGGCUGCCAGACUGCUGACUGGGAGCGGCCACCAAGACCAUAUACUGUAACACCAGUCCUGAAAGACCUACAUUGGCUCCCAGUACGUUUCCAAGCACAAUUCAAAGUGUUGGUGCUGACCUUAAAAGCCCUAAAUCAGACAUAGCCAAACUCGGCCCUCCAGCAGUUUUGGGACUACAACUCCCAUCAUCCCUGACCACUGGUCCUGUUAGCUAGGGAUGAUGGGAGUUGUAGUCCCAAAACAGCUGGAAGGGCCGAGUUUGCCCAUGCCUGCCCUAAACGGCCUCGGCCCACUAUACCUGGUGUCCACCCCCAUCAUCCAGCCUGGACACUGAGGUCCAGCUCCGAGGGCCUUCUGGCAGUUCCCUCCCUGCGAGAAGUGAGAUUACAGGGAACCAGGCAGAGGGCCUUCUCAGUGGUGGCGCCUGCCCUGUGGAACACCUUCCCAUCAGAUGUCAAGGAAAUAAACAACUACCUGACUUUUAGAAGACAUCUGAAGGCAGCCCCGUUUAGGGAAGUUUUGAAUGCUUGAUGUUUUAUUGUUUUUAAUAUUCUGUUGGGAGCCUCCCAGAGUGGCUGGGAAACCCAGGCAGGUGGGUGGGGUAUAAAUAAAUUAUUAUUAUUAUU
This is a messenger RNA of Podarcis raffonei (Aeolian wall lizard), 3660 nucleotides long. It is a transcript of the gene ANXA9, whose product is annotated as annexin A9. The record is from RefSeq and is a predicted model, not a curated record. Lineage: Eukaryota; Metazoa; Chordata; Lepidosauria; Squamata; Lacertidae. The coding region runs from base 254 to 1297 and encodes 347 amino acids. Gene Ontology annotation, molecular function: calcium-dependent phospholipid binding; calcium ion binding. Gene Ontology annotation, cellular component: cytoplasm. The transcript has 13 exons.